Cicer arietinum (chickpea) is the source of this 1744-nucleotide messenger RNA. NCBI's taxonomy places the organism in Eukaryota, Viridiplantae, Streptophyta, Magnoliopsida, Fabales, Fabaceae. The record is from RefSeq and is a predicted model, not a curated record.
ACUUUAUUGCAGAAGUUCUUCCUAUUCAUCACCUUUAUCCUCCUUGAAUUGAUCAAAUUUCCAAGUAUGUUGACUCACUCUUAGUCCAUCAAAUUUCAACACACCUCACAUGAAAGGAAUGAAACAACUUAUUGGUUAGCAAUGGUGGCUCUACCGAGUGUGAAUGCGUCUUUCUUAGCUUACUUUAGUAUUAUUUUGAUGGAUGUCAAAAUUAGGACUAUGACUUGUUUUAUUUGUGAGCCAACAUAGUUUGUGAAUCAAAAAAUUGAUUGGGAAAACUUUUUUCAAUUAUGCAUAUUGAUAGGUGUAGGUUAUGAUUGUAUUACAAUUCAUCUAAGUAAACUGAAAUCAAUUUGUAGUGAAUUUUGCAUUCAUUAAUUGACUCAUGAAUUCAUGAAUGGAUUCAUGACAAAUAAAUUUAAAACUCUAAAGUUCAGAGCACACGAGUCAUUUCAAGUGUAAGGGUUCUUCACAUGAUCAACAGGUCACUUUUUCAAUGCAUUAAACUAUGUUUUCUUAUUGAAGUAUCUCCUAUAUGUAAAUAUAUAUAAUUUAUCAUAGACUUUUCUUGAAAUAUUCAUAUUUUCAUCUCUUUUAAUCUCCAAGUCUCACAGUCUAGACAACAAAAAAAUGGGUUACCACCUCCAAAAGCUUCAGCAGCAGUCAACAAAAACCACAAUUUCCAAACUGCGUUCAUCCAUAACAUCUUUCAAUUCUCCAUUCUCUUCUUCCCCUCCAAUUCAAAACCAACCUCCCCCUAACUCACUUCCCAUUUCCCAACCCCCAAUGUUAACACCCUCCGAACUAACUAAAAUCAACAACCUAAUCCCCCGUCUCAUCCACUCCAACCAACUCCCAACCGCCCUCCAUCUCACCAAAAUCGCCCUCUCAUCAAAUCCACCUCUCCACUCUCUCAACCUCACACCACUCAUCACCACCCUCUCUUCCCAACAACACCUAACUCACACCAUCUCCCUCCUCACCCAUCUCCUCCACACUCCACAGUCUCACUCUCACAUCUCCCCUAUCUCCCACAUGCUUCUCUCUUCUUAUAUCGAUAACCGUAACACAAAUCAUGCUUUCAAACUCUUCCGCUGGCUUCAGAGACCCGGUUCUCCUUCUCCUCCUGAUGACCACAUGUUUCGACUUCUCAUUCCUGNNNUUUGCCGCGACGGUUUUCUUCUCCAGGCUAUUGGUGCUUUUAGGGAUAUGGUUGGUGGGGCCCACACGGAGUUUGGUUCUUGUGUCGAUUGCGGCCAGUGGUUGUACCGUGGGUUGCUUAGUCAGGCUAGGGUUAAUCAAGCUAUGGACCUCAAUGCCGCUCUUUUGAGUCUCGCACGUGAUACUCGUGAGAAGGGAAGGGUCUUGCACGUGCUGGACACUAUCAUCGCUGAUUGGAUGGAGUAGAUGAAGUUUCAGAAACAUGCUUGGUUUCACUGUUUUUUAAUUUUUAAUUUUUUAUUAUUAUUAUUAAUUUCAGGUGUUUAAUGAUUGCUAUGUUAUGUAAAUUAGCUUUUUUUUUGGGGUCUACCUACAAACCCUUGAAAUUCACACUCAACUAUGGGGUCUUGUAUUUGAACUUGGUCGAAGAUGUCUAGUCUAACAAUAUCAACAUUUGAUAGUUGAAUUAGGCUCUAAGAAAGUAAUUUAGUUUUAUACUGGCGUAUAAAGAAAACUCAGCAUAUUGUGAUAAACUGAUUUUGUACAUUUUAAAAUAAUUGCAAAAUGUUUGAUUCUCAUCGAA